This is a messenger RNA of Eriocheir sinensis (Chinese mitten crab), 3787 nucleotides long. RefSeq lists its product as uncharacterized. The record is from RefSeq and is a predicted model, not a curated record. Lineage: Eukaryota; Metazoa; Arthropoda; Malacostraca; Decapoda; Varunidae. Gene Ontology annotation, molecular function: protein binding. The transcript has 9 exons. Bases 510 to 3695 code for a protein of 1061 amino acids.
UCACCAAUUUCACCACUACCCGCAGAACAAGGGAUAUACCACCACCAGUACCACCACCACCACCACCACCACUACUGAACAAAGAACUUCACCUCCACCACCACCAACAGACCACCAUCAUCACCACCACCACCACCAACAACAACCCCACACCUCAACACCACCUCCCCACCUCCACUUCCAGAACACCACCACCACCACCACCACGCAGAACAAGGGAUACACCACCACCUCCACCAUCAGUACCACCAUCACCUCAGAACAAGGAACUUCACCUCCACCACCACCAACAGACCACCAUCAUCACCACCACCACCAACAACAACCCCACACCUCAACACCACCUCCCCACCUCCACUUCCGUAUCACCACCACCACCCCCAGUAUCACCAUCAUCAUCACCACAGAACAAAGAACUCACCCCAACCACCACCUUCACCACCACCAACACCACACCACCACCAAACAAGAAACCUCACCACCACCUCCACCUCCAGAUCAUCACCAGAAUGCUACGCUCAACACCACCCCGCGGACACACCAAACCAACAGGAGUGGGGUCACGGGGGGCCCUGCUCUUCCCCUCACGAAGCCAACCUGACCUCACUCUCGUCGGGGUCAAGUCGAAGCUCUCCCCGCGGCCCUUCAGCGCUCCCCAUGCCACCCCGCGAGGUAUAGGGACACGCUACCCCUUCACAACCGUCUGCUACUCCGAUGGGCAUUCUGUGGGGAGUGGCAGCCAGGGAGGAGCAUCUGAUACCCUUAGUGAAGCCCAGGAGUCUGAGGAAGAGGAGGAGGAGGAGCAGGAGAUGGCCAAAAAAGGGGAUACGGUCCUGGUCAAACGUGCGAUCCCUGUGGCACUUCUGGGUCUCCACGCGCAGGUUUCAAAGGAUUCUGCGCUGGGUUCUAGCAUCGCCGGAGCCCCAAGACUACCUCCUGACGAUGCCCACGACUCCGAUCUUGCCUUGGACACCCCGAGAACAAAUGAGGAUACUGAGCAGGCGAAGGAUGAGGAUGAGGAGGAGGAGGAGGAGGAGAACGAAGAUGAAGACCAAAGCAAACGAGAGGAGAAAGAACAUGAAGAGGAAAAGGAGAUGAAGAAAAGGGAUGAAAACGUCGAGGUGUCUGAGGAUGAGGUAGAGGAGGACUUGGAAGAGGAAGAACAAGAGGAAGAGGAGGAAGAGGUGGAAUAUGUUUUGGGGACCCCACAACCAAAGGAACCAGAUAAGGAGAGGAAACCAGACCAAGGAAGUGAAAAGGAGGAAGAAAAAGAGGAAGAAGAGGAGGAGGAGGAGGACACUGACGAAGGCCUAGAAGAAGAUACCAGUGUUACCAAACCAGACAACCCACCCUUACCCCCCAAAAGCCAACCGAACCCCAAACCCAACCAAAAGACCAACCCCAAACAACCUCUAAAACCAUACCAAGUGCCAACGAACCUCAAGACCACCAGACCAAGAAGACGAACCAAAACCAUGACCUCUACCCCGACAAGACCAAUUCCCGUGACCUCCCUGACCCCGCCCCCUGUUAGAGUGACCCUUGACCUUGGAUUCAACGCUAAGGAUGACCAUGAGGCGGGUGAGGUCAACGUGCAGGAGGUCAUUGAUGAGAGGCUAUUGGAGGCGCAGGGAACGGGUCAUCUGAACUUGUCCAACUUAGGUCUGCCGUUCUUCCCUUCCGCUGUCCUUCUUGCCGACGCUUCGAUGAUCCAUCGGGUCAGUCUACAGGACAACAAACUAGUGGACCUCCCGGCGGCCUCCCUAAGCCUGCUGACCCACGUAACCUGGCUUGACCUUCGCUACAACCUGCUGGCCUACCUUCCCCAGGAGAUUAGCGCCCUGGUCAGCCUGCAAGUCCUUCUUCUACAGGGCAACAGGCUAACUGCUCUUCCAACUUCCUUAGGUAUGCUUCCCGCCUUGGUAACACUUCAGGUAAGCGACAACCCCCUAACCUUCCCACCUGAAACCGUGAUCAGAGGAGGGGCAAAAUCCAUCCUCCAAUUCCUACGCGAAGUCUGUGCCGCGACCACCACCAGUAACAUCUGUACCACCAGUAGCUGCGAGAGUGACUUCAGUACCUCUACCCCGGUUAAGAUCCCCGUAAGCACCUGGGAUGGUACCGGGGGGCAGAUGAGACAUGAACACCUGAUAUAUGAUGAGAAUGUGUUAUCAGGUGUGGAAGAUGAAGGGGUGACCAGUGAUGAUAGUGAUGGUGAGGAUGCCGGUGAUUUGUUCCGUGAUACACUGGUGGCAGCGGUGGGAUUAGGUGAUACGGGAGGUGGUAGUGGUAUGAGUGCUAGUCCUGGUUACCUCGACUGUCCACCAUCACCCAUGCCUAGUCUCCGUGUGGCUAUAAGGACCAGCAGAGACUCUAGCCCUUGCCAACACUAUCAUCAACAUCAGCAUCACCAUGAAGGGCUAUGCUUGCCACUACACUCCCAUCUACCGGACAGUGACGGAGACACACUCGCCCCUCCUGCUAGCCCUGUGUCUCCAUGUCUCCUGACCCCGAACACUGACCUCCCAACCAGAACGACCUUUGACCUAACUCGUGAAGGGAUUGAGGCGUACGAGAGGGAGCUGGUCAUGUCUCUUGGUCUUCCUGGGGACGUGGACAUCGAGACACUGCUAGGAAUCACACGGGAUGGCUUGGAGGUCCUUGAGAGACUACCAGAUGGAGAGGUGAAAGAACGACUACUUCGAUGUCUCUCCCAGCGAAACACCUUGCCUGAGCACUUCGAUGGGGCUAUGCCAGAGUUCGGAGGUCAGUUCGCAGGGCAGCAGCCACGACGAGCCCUCCACCUCCACCUCCAGGCAGACUACCAGCAACAAUACUUCGAGGACGACUCCGAAAGCCUACAGGGAGACCUUGGUGAGGGCUACAGAAGACCAUACAGCCAAGUCGUUGAGGACGAGGGUGAUGGCCAAAGAAAGGUAAGCCCGCUGCCCCUUCCCGUCGUGAGCCUGCAGUUGCCGGCUUCAGGAGAGGCGUGGAGCGGCGGAGAGGAGGAGGAUGGGAGGGCAGGAGGACGAGGAAGAAGGAGGACGCAUGGCUCAGGAAAGAGGAUCAAGAGAGGAUCGAAUCGCCUCCAUAAACCCAAGUUGGCGACAGUGGCGGAGGUGCACAGACGAGCCAGGGACGAGAGGAGGAGGCAGAGGGAGAUGCUGGCGGCGGCGAGGGAGAUGACGGAGCAGCAGAGACUCAAGAGUCAGGAAGGGCUGGAGGUGUGGCGAGACGAGACAAGACUUCUACAGGAGCAACGCGCCCUUAGUCCAGAGGGUUACCUGCCGGCGGUGUGUGAGGCGCCCUUCGCUGUGGACGGCAUGAUGCUCACUCCCAGGGCUCGGUCGCGGCUCAAAUCCAGUGGAGGAAUUCGAAGCUCACUCAGUCCCUCAGUCAGCGAGGUGUGUGCCGGGGUAAGAUCCUGCCUGGAGGAGCUGAACAGGACCAAAACAUGUUCAGAACGAAGAAGAGCCGAAGGAGGAGGAGGCGGAGGGAAGGGAGAAGACGGGAUUGACGGUGAAGUAGGAAAAGGUGGAGAUGGAGGAGGAAAAGGAAGAGGAGGAGGAGGAGGAGGAGGAGGAGGGAGGGUAGUCGUGGGGAAUAGUCUAGCUCAUCCCGCGGCUAUCGUACACCAGUUACACCAUUUACGAAGACAGUUACAUCGCCUGAAGGUUAACUGUGUGAUAUAACGUGCGUGUGUGUGUGUGUGUGUGUGUGUGUGUGUGUGUGUUGAAGUUUUCGGUUCCGUCCACUCCACAUUUGAGAUAGAUAGAUAGAUAGA